AUGACUUCGGCACUAUUGAACGCCCGCGCGCGUACGACAACUCGGCUUCACGCUGAUCCCCAUAAUCCGCACCUCUACCUCGAACGAGCUCGCCUCUAUGAACAGCUAGGCUUCCCUGAUCUCGCUGCCGCUGACGCCUACCGCGCACUCUCGCUAUUGGAGUCUGUCGUGGAUCCGGAUGGAUGCGAGUUCCCUGCGCGAAAGAAAAUUGACACCGCGGAUCUGAGUGAGAAUGUCGAGAAGAAGCUGAACCUAGAGGAAGAUGAGGACGAGGACGAUGACACUGUUCCCGUCACUCAGGAAGAAUAUGAUGCCCUUAUCGGAGAGGUAUAUGCUGUACUGGUGCAGAGUCUUGUCCGUUGUGAGUGCUAUCGCGAUGCAUACGAGUUCGGGAUGCGGAGCAUCGGGUUGUUGCAAGAGCUAUCGCAAGACCAGAGCGGGCCUGCAGUAGUCUUGGACAAGCAGAUGAACCAAAUCAAGCAGAUUUAUUGCUCUCGGACAAGCUCAGACAAAGACUUUGAUCUGGGCUCAAUCGAUUCUGCCGUUUUACCCGCCCAGGGUUUCGCUCGCCGCGUCCUUUAUCCCUGGAAUGAGCAUGAGCCAGAUCGUCGUGCACCGGAGGAAUUGAGGCUUUUGAAUGAGAGACUCCACGGUGUUGCACCCAAGUGUGAGGUGCGUGCCGUGGCUCUCCCUCUGCUACAUGGUGCGACACCUGACGAGGAGGAAGUCUCUGUGCAGCUUGGCCUCUUCGCCAAGGAAGACAUUGCACCCGACGAGAUCAUCUUGCGGGAGUCCUCACUUCUCACCGCUACAAACCGUCUUCAUGAUGAUCUUUGCGACGCAUGUAACGCCCCCUUACCUGAGUUGUCUGCUUCAGAGCCCCCCGUUGCUUGCGAGGGCGACUGCGCAGAUACUAUCUUCUGCAGCCAGGCUUGUCACGACACCGCUCAGGAGGUAUACCACGGUGCCAUUUGCGGUCUUGAGGACGGCCUAGAGUCCAUUGGCAAGGAUAUUCCCGACCCCAAAGAUAAGGCAGAUUACCUCUACCUGCUCCUUUUGGGUCGUGCGCUCGCCAUGUCUGCCACACAGGACGUGCACGCUCUGGACCUCCCUGAAGUCAAGUAUAUCUGGGGUGACUUCCAUGAUUUCGACCUUGAGUCCGCAUCUCAUUCUGCCGCAGGCACUGCGGAUGCUUCUGCUACCUUGCCCUUCUCCUUCCAACUUAAUAUUCUUCAGCCUACCCGCCUCCUUGAAGAGAUGGAGUUGGAUCCCUACGCCUCAAUUUCGCGCUACGAUACUUGGGUCCUUAAUACACUAUAUGCCAAAUUCCGCGGUACUGCUUCUGGGCGUCUGUCCACCUGGGAUGGUGGACCCGAACUGUGUGCAGUGCACCCUCUGUGGUGUCUUGCAAAUCAUUCCUGCGAUCCUAAUGUGCGCUGGGAGUGGGGUGGAGAGAUUACUUUCCGGGCUCGAAAUGAUGAAGAGACCGCUGUCUGGACGAGAACUCGCGACGAGGGCGGUGUCGACAUGAAACUUCCCAAAAAGGGCGGUAUUAAGAAGGAUGAGGAGAUCUUGAACCACUAUUGUGAUAUUGGACUACCUGUGAAGGAGAGGCGAGAGUGGGCGUGUGGUGCUUUGGGUGGUAUUUGUCGAUGUGAUCGAUGUAUAUGGGAAGCUCGGGAAGAUUAA
Molecule: messenger RNA, 1689 nt
Organism: Penicillium macrosclerotiorum
Lineage: Eukaryota; Fungi; Ascomycota; Eurotiomycetes; Eurotiales; Aspergillaceae
Product: putative MYND domain protein
Exons: 1
Coding region: 1-1689 (562 amino acids)
Cellular component (GO): nucleus
Molecular function (GO): protein binding
Source: RefSeq, a predicted model, not a curated record